Messenger RNA from Megalops cyprinoides (Indo-Pacific tarpon), 2026 nucleotides. Its product is annotated as diacylglycerol O-acyltransferase 1-like. Lineage: Eukaryota; Metazoa; Chordata; Actinopteri; Elopiformes; Megalopidae. The coding region runs from base 171 to 1679 and encodes 502 amino acids. Gene Ontology annotation, molecular function: diacylglycerol O-acyltransferase activity. The record is from RefSeq and is a predicted model, not a curated record. The transcript is spliced from 17 exons. Gene Ontology annotation, biological process: triglyceride biosynthetic process. Gene Ontology annotation, cellular component: endoplasmic reticulum membrane.
ACACGUUGGAUGAAGGCAUGCACCAGUAUCGCUGUGCUGCUGCGUGUACGAUACCCAUUUGACAGUAAAGGUUUCGAGCAGACGGUUUAACAUAAAUUGCUGAGGUGAGGUUGUCUUAGCUUUUGUAACACUUUAAUCGUUACGAAAAGGAUUAAUGUAUCUACAAGAAUAUGGGAGACAAGUUCGAGAGAGGCCCCGUCACUCGCAGAAGAAGAAGCACAAUCGCCGGAGCAGCGGCUGCUGCUUUGAAACAAGCGAAUGGAAAGUCUACAGCUGGUAAAAGUAUUGAUGAAGUGAACCCAGACUGCAACAGCAAGUCAUAUGAAAAUGUACAGGACGCGGCGAAGAGGGAGAGAGUGAAACAUGAGAGCCAAUACUAUAGUAAACUGAGUUGUCACAAGCAGCAGGAGUCCUUGCUCAGCUCUGCCAGUGGCUACAGCAACUACAGAGGGAUCCUCAAUUGGUGUGUUGUCAUGCUGGUCUUGGGCAAUGCACGCCUUUUCCUUGAGAACCUCCUGAAAUAUGGUAUACUGGUGGACCCCAUCCAGGUGAUUUCACUGUUCUUGAAGGACCCUUACAGCUGGCCUGCGGCUUGCCUGAUCAUUGUUUCAAAUGUGUUUAUACUGGUGGCUUUACACACAGAGAGAAGGCUAUCCAUGGGCACCUUCAGUGAGCGGUUUGGGGCUUUUGUUCACUUUGUCAACCUGUCGACCGUCCUGUGCUUCCCAAUGUCCACAGUCCUGAUGGUGGACUCUAUGACACCAGUGGGAGGAGUGUUUGCCUUGGGGGUGUACACCAUCCUCUUCCUUAAACUGUUCUCCUACAGAGACGUGAACAAGUGGUGCAGAGAGAUCAGAUACACGAAAGCUCGCUCCCUCCUCAGAUCCCUUUCAUACCCCGCAGUUCAGAGGUCAAGUGGAGCAGUACAGGCCCCGGUGACCUACCCAGGGAACCUCACUCACAGGGAUUUGUACUACUUCAUCUUUGCCCCUACCCUCUGCUAUGAACUGAACUUUCCCCGGUCUCCUCGGAUACGCAAACGUUUCCUACUAAGAAGGCUUUUUGAGAUGCUUUUUUUCAUACAGUUAAUGGUUGGAUUAGUACAGCAGUGGAUGGUGCCCUCCAUUCAGAAUUCAAUGAAGACAUUUCAGGAUAUGGACUACUCCAGAAUGAUCGAACGCCUCCUAAAACUUGCUGUGCCCAAUCACUUAAUCUGGCUGAUCUUUUUCUAUUGGUUUUUCCACUCCUCCUUGAACUUCAUAGCUGAGCUCAUGCAGUUUGGAGACAGGGAGUUCUACAGAGACUGGUGGAACUCUGAGACCGUCACAUACUUCUGGCAGAACUGGAACAUCCCGGUACACAAGUGGUGCCUCCGCCAUUUUUACAAGCCAAUGCUGAAGAGAGGAGUUAGCAAGUGGGUGGGGCAGACAGCUGUGUUCCUGGCCUCAGCCUUUUUUCAUGAGUACCUGGUCAGCGUUCCAUUGAAGAUGUUACGGCCAUGGGCAUUCAUGGGCAUGAUGGCUCAGCUUCCUCUGGCCUGGUUCGUGGGCCGAUUUCUCAGGGGUAACUACGGCAACGCAGCAGUGUGGAUCUCGCUCAUCAUUGGCCAGCCCAUUGCAGUGCUGAUGUAUGUCCACGACUACUACAUUCUCCACUUCGAGGGGGAGCUGCCAAGCUGACCAAGGGUAGCCUAAAUGACUCAGCCAAACGAUAACAGAAAACAGCUCCGUCAUUUUAACAAGGGAAAGAAUGGUACAAAGUCAUGGUUUAAAUGAGAUUUACUUUCUAUAAAAUAAAAAAAACUUUGAAUUAUUUUUUUUAAUGCUACAAUAGGUUAUGGUUAUGGUGUACCCUUCAGAAAUAAGCCAUCCAGAGAAAGGAUACAGUAUAUACAGGAUCUGAAAUGGUCACAUCAACCUCAUCUUUGCUUAAGCAUUUCACUUAACUUCAAUUUUGGCCAACCAAAGUAAGACUUAAUAUUUACAUUUGCCUUAUUCAUUCAACUAACUCUCUUGUAGCUUUACUU